This is a messenger RNA of Amoebophrya sp. A25, 3396 nucleotides long. The record is from the annotation of a GenBank genome assembly. NCBI's taxonomy places the organism in Eukaryota, Dinophyceae, Syndiniales, Amoebophryaceae.
UGUUGAUCCUUUCGGGAGUUAAGGCGUUAUGAGUGAGGUCAUUGUAUAGUUGUUCAUAGUCACCAAUGAAAGAAAUUUAGAUCAUCUGAUAGAAGACAAUGAAUUGUUUUGUUCUGCAACCAAGUGACUGACACGUAAAAAAGUAUAGAAUGCAAAUUAUUGCGUGACAAAAAUAUCUGGUUUUCGGAGUGCUCUGGUUGCGCCCCUUGGCUUUCGGAGGUAGGUUUCUUGCUCGUUUCGACCUAGCGUGUGCCCGUCACCAAAGCCGCGUGGACUAACCAAACCAGAGUGAACUACCGAAGCCAUAGUGGAAAAAACAGGAUUGAUCUAGCAGCAUGACUGUGACCGCCACUACAAGCGGGGCGCCGCCCCAGGUUGUGGAGCAGCCUCAGAGUGAAGAACCGAGUGACAAUGACGAGGCCAGUCCCGUCGUUGCAGGUCAAGGAUUCGCCUACACGGAAGUUUUAUGACUAUGUAUCACCAGGUAGCUCACAGUCACAUAAACGUUCCAAGUAGCUGGUAUACUAUAGGAUGUUGAAAUGAAUAGCCGGAAGAAGAAUGCUCAAGUUCUUGCGCUGCUCCACUCGACCGAGCAAGGCUUUUUUUGGAAUUCACCGUUGCUGAAGCUAAUCACGUUUUUUUUUUAGGUGAGCAUCAUCAUUGACAUUGUUAAUCCACAUUACAUAAGAAGUUUAUUGCCAUAUCCUCUUUUCGAGCGGUGCGUUCUCCUCCUCGAAUUUGGCGAAGAAACUUUUUUGGGCACAAUUUCGUUAGGCCGCUCACUUCCGGGGGGGUGCGGCAAAGUGUGCUGGCAUUGACUAGUACAGCGAUAGGAGGUGGCCUGCUCACAUUGCCAUAUGCAAUGCGGCUCACAGGAAUGGGUCUCGGAUGCCUGCUCUUACUCGUUGGCGGACUUAUGAGCGCCUACAGCAUACAGGUACUAGCAGUUUCGUUGAUUUUUGUAGAUUUACGCCUGCUGAAGCAGGAGGCCCACUGCGGCUGGAUUGGCUUGCAGGGCGUGUGUUGUGGGUUUAGCGGCAGCCCUCAGUUUAGUGACUAACUGCUCUGCCCAUUAUUCGGUAAUUAUUUUUGCUACUAACUUCUAGGUAUUAAUGACGAAGACAGUCGAGACCGGCGCAAUGCAGUAUGGCGAGUUGGUCGGGAAGAAAAUGCGCGGCUGCGGCACCGCUUUCAACGUACUCCUGUCUGCUUAUGGUUUUGGUGUUCAGUUAUGGCAGCAUACCACGAAUGCAUCCUCGGCAGCGUGCUUCUGUAAGUAGCCAGUAGGAGAUGAGAUGCAACAUCAACUCAGGCAUUGCAUCUUUAAGCUAGGACAGAAGUGACAGGGCGGUGGGUGCAUCCAAGCCCAAGGAUGCUUACUCUACGGAAGGUGGAUUCAUUCAUGUGGUAGGUCUAAUUUAGGUGGCAUAUUUCAAUUUUGUCGGCGAUUUCCUUUCGUCCCUAGGCGAGGUACUGUUCCCAUCCGUGCCAUUGCUGCACAGUAGAGAGUUUAUCAUCUUCGCCAUUCUGCCGAUCGUCGUUCCACUCUCGGUGCCAAGAAGCCUCAGUUCGCUGAAGUACGUUUCCAUCGUCGGCGCGAUUGCACUGGCCUACACGUCCGCACUCAUUAUCGCGAGAGCGCCGGGAAAAGUGACGAAAGAUAUUAUUGGUAUUUCUACAAGAUAAGGUGGCCCACUGGUUUCUUGUUGAUAACCGUGCAUUUACUCCCGAUUACUUUGCUCAACUUCACACUUCAUACUCAACAGCCGAACUGAAGGUGUGCGUUAUUGACUGGAACUUUUUCAUCGCACUGGGAAACUUCGUCUUCGCAUACAACUGUCAUUUGAACGUGUGUCCGGUUGCCAGCGAACUGGAGGUCGCGACGGGGCCGCGGAUAAGUAAAGUGAGCUACACGGCCAUCUUUAUGCUGGAAGUUGUUUUUCCAUCCUCGUGAGACGAGAGCAUCGAUUUCGUCUCCGGCGUCUUUUCAUCGGGAUAUCUCUUGAUCCUGCUUUGCUUGCGUUGAUAAAGGUCAAUACACGGAACCGAAAUAGGGACCCGCCCUGCCAGAUGAAGACUAGUCCAGCCAACAGGAUGGAAAGAGCAACAUCUUUUUUCAUACCCAUUGUCCAAAUAUUUUUCUACAUGUGCAUUGCAGUGUCAGGAUACCUCAGUUUCGGCGAAGGUGCGAAAUCCGAUAUACUAGCGAACUACGCAGUUGACGAUCCCAGUGCGAUUAUUGCGAGAUUCGCACUAGCGGCUACGCUACUGGUAUUACAGUUCUCAAGCUUCAUUUUCGUUUCAUCAAUAUUCAUAUUGCUACGUACUGGGUCUUGGGCUUCGAUUUUUUCGUACACAAAAUAGACUAGAUCACGGCAAAGGAUGGGGUUCGCAAUGAUCACACAUGAAGUUCGCACUGAGACAUAGAAUAUGAUCAUCCCAGUUCGCAUUGCCGAUAAACCUGAAUCCGACGCUUCGAGCUUUCUUGGCCGUCGGCGACUCAUUGAGAAAAAAGGGCGCGCGCAGAUCUCAAGGUGAGAAUGGGCUCCUAGAGCGACCAAGGACUAAACUCCACGACAACUGGGUGGCAAGACUCCUUUCCGCAAUGCUAUGUAUUCGAAGUUUGUAGAUUUUGUUUAUGAUUUGAAUUUUGUGAUUCUGAUUUCGACGCUUUCGACGGACUACGAACUUGAAGAUGCAUCACUGGUAUGUACGUCAGGAUCUAUUCACAAUUACUUACUUGCAUGGACUAGUAUCAGUGACCAAUAAAAAUGUCCUGAUAUCUACCAGAUACAAUCGGCGCCGCAACAACCGCUUGUGCGGUGUCGGACCCGUCCGAAGUAAUAGGGCUCACAAGUGCUGCGAUUGGCACGCUGAUGAUGUUCAUCUUACCUGGAUUCUUUGCCGGUGAUUUUCGCCUUCCUGUGAUCGGGCUUUUCGUCCUAGGUUUCUUGAAUGGUUCGGGCGCUAUCGUUAUGAUUCUGCAGGCUUUCGGCGUACUGCCUAAAGCACCAGCAUGAUAAUACGAACUUACUUACUAGAAGAACAUCUGGCUCUGGAGGAUCUACGAUGUUGUAGAAGGUGCAGUUUUCCAGGAGGUCGAUGUUCCUGAAAGAACGUGCAGUGCGGGGAUGCUGCACAGAGGAAAAAACUUAUGUCGUCGAAAAAAUAGAUUGAAAUUUUUUGAGGAGAUGCGGGCGUCUUGAAAUAUCUUACGAAGGUAUGGCUCUUGCGCGAGCUGGGAAACGCUUUACGAUCCGACGACAACAUGUUGUCUUGACCCUAGGAAAUCGUCUCGGAUGACGAGAUAGUCAAUUUUCCAAUGUGCAACAAGGAUACGAUAAGGUUGCUUCUGACAGUUCCUGAUACAAGUGUCGCAUGACAUCCUGAACAUCA